AUGGAAUCAUCCAUGUAUAACAAUUUGCGUAAACUGAUAAACAUCAUUGACGAGUUAAGAGAUAUAGGUUUGCAGAAAUAUAUAAACUUACCACGUAUAUGUGUAAUAGGUACACAGAGUAGUGGAAAAAGUAGUGUUUUAGAAUCAAUUGUAGGUUUGGAUUUCUUACCUAGGGGGGAAGGAAUAGUUACAAGGAGGCCUAUAGAAUUUCGAUUGAUACAUAUAAAAGAAAAUAAUGAGCCAGAGCAUUGGGCUAUAUUUGAAGACGAAAAGAAUAAAAAGUUUACGGAUUUUAAUGAAGUUAGAGAUCAUAUAAAUAAUUUAACUGAUGAAUUAGCAGGAACAAAUAAAGGUAUUGUAGAUGAACCGAUAGUAUUAAAUAUAUAUUCUACCGGUUGCCCGGAUUUAUCUUUAAUAGAUUUACCCGGAAUUACUAGAGUGCCACUAAAGAAUUCAGAUCAGACAGAUGAUAUAGAAAGGUUAACUAGAGAAAUGGCUUUUAGAUAUGUAAAAGAUCCAAGGACUAUAAUUUUGGCAGUGUUACCAGCAAAUGCUGAUAUGUCUACAAGUGAUGCUUUGCAAAUAGCCAGAAAAGUGGAUCCUAAGGGAUUAAGAACAAUCGGAGUAAUUACUAAAAUAGAUUUGAUGGAUAAAGGUGCAGAUGCAAGUAAGAUGUUGAUGAAUGAUGAAAUCACAUUACGAUUAGGUUAUACAGGUGUCGUAAAUAGAUCAAUAGCUGAUAUUAGGAGUGGGAAAAGUAUAACUCAAUCCUUAAAAGAUGAACAAGAAUUUUUUCAAAAACAUCCAAUAUAUAAAAAAUUAUCUCCAAAUCUGUAUGGUAUUAAUUCACUUACAGAUAAAUUAACAAAAGUGCUACUAAGACAUAUUAAAAAUUUUUUACCUGACGUCAAAAUAGAAAUUAAUGACAAAAUUAGAUCAAUAAAUGAUAAACUAUAUGAAUUAGGUACUAAUGUACCACUUGAUGCAACUAAAAAAACUCAACUUCUAUGGUCUAUGAUAACAGAUUAUUGUGAAAUUUUUAAAAAUACAUUGAAAGGAAAAUAUGAUAAAAGAUUACAAGUCUUUAUUGAAAACAACGAUAUCAUAUGUGGACUUAAAGUUAGAAGUAUAUUUAACGAAUUUUUAGAUGAAUAUGUAGGUAGAAAUGUAACAACUGAACUGAGCGACUACGAUAUUGAUGAUGCUAUUUGUCUACAUGAAGGAGAUAGCUUACCUGGCUUCCCAUCCCCAGAUACGUUUGAGUUUUUAAUAUUACCACAUUUAAAAAAAAUAUAUGCCCCUGUUUUUAAUUGUUUAGAUAAAGUUAGUCAAACGCUUGAUAUUUUAUCUCAAAAAAUAGCUAACCGUGUUCUCAUUAGAUUUCCAAAAUUAUCUGAGCAAGUAUUAGACUUAUCUCAAGCAAUUCUAAUGAGGGAAAAGGAAAAUACACACAACAUUUUAGAGAACUUUAUUGAAGCCGAAACAAACUAUUUAUUUACUAAUGAUUCGUCGUAUUUAAUUGAACAUGGUAGUAUUAUUAGUUCAAAUGAGGAAGAUCAGAAUGAUAAUGCUAGUGGUGCUGGAGGAGCAAACCAGGAUUAUAGCAGCAACCAACAGAGAUAUCAGAAUAAAAGACAACAAUCCAAUUUGUCCAAUUCAAAUCAAGAUAUUAAUAUUAUUAAUAGUAAUAACAAUAAUAAUAACAAUAUGCAGAGUAAAUACUAUUCAAAUAUUUUGAGUGACCAAGAAUAUAUUACAGGGAAAGCAACGAAAUAUAUUACCAAUGCACAGAAAUCAGUUAUGAGUAUGUGGAAUGGAAAGGAUAAAAAAAAAACUAGAUAUAAUGCUCAGUUUAUUCAAGAAAUUAGACGUAGGUUAGAUUGUUAUUUUAAUAUAGUCCUUAGAAAUGUUAGAGAUAGUGUACCUAAAAUUAUAGGUUAUUUUUUAAUAAGAAAAUUGCAAGAGAAAAUGCAAUUUGAAUUAUACUCAGAUUUAAAUAGUGAGCAAAAACUUUACGAGUUAUUAAAUGAACCCCCACAUGUAGUAAAAGAAAGAGAAAAUCUAAAUAAACAAUUAGAAAUUUUGAAAAAAGCAAACCAAGUUCUCUUAAAAGAUCCAAAUAUCACUUCAAUUAAUAUAGAUUUAUUUGAUGCAAAUUAUGAACAAGAUCUAAUUGAGUUUCAGAAGAGCUUAAAAAAUAGCAACAUACAAAGUACCCCUCAAAACUAUAAGCAGAAUGUGAGUUCCUCUCGAACCAACAUUCAAAAUGUGAGUAUGAAUGACAGCUCCGUCAUCAGCAAACGGAACCAAAUGCCAAUGCAAAACCGAAACAACUCCCCCAGUUCGGUAAACUCAAACAUCAUGAAACAAUCAAGUACCAUAAAUCAGAAAAUGGGAAAUUCUUCUUAUAUGCAACAAGGUCACAUGAACGAUUCAAAAGGAAAGCAUUUAUUUGAAAAGGAGCCCAUGAAGAAAAAAGUUCAGUACAACCCCUUGUUGGAUUAA
Plasmodium malariae is the source of this 2505-nucleotide messenger RNA. It is a transcript of the gene DYN1, whose product is annotated as dynamin-like protein, putative. NCBI's taxonomy places the organism in Eukaryota, Apicomplexa, Aconoidasida, Haemosporida, Plasmodiidae. The coding region runs from base 1 to 2505 and encodes 834 amino acids. The transcript has 4 exons. The record is from RefSeq and is a predicted model, not a curated record. Gene Ontology annotation, cellular component: microtubule; membrane; cytoplasm. Gene Ontology annotation, molecular function: GTPase activity; GTP binding; microtubule binding.